AUGCCUAGCUCUCUCGACCAACUCAAGGCCGCUGGCACCACCGUCGUCGCCGACUCUGGUGACUUCGCUACCAUCAAGAAGUACCAGCCCCAGGAUGCGACUACCAACCCUUCGCUCAUCCUCGCCGCCUCCAAGAAGCCCGAGUACGCGAAGCUGAUUGACGCCGCUGUCGCAUACGGCAAGAAGAACGGCACCGACAUUGAGAACCAGGUCGAUGUCACCCUCGACAACCUCCUUGUCCAAUUCGGCAAGGAGAUCCUCCAGAUUGUCCCCGGCAAGGUCUCAACAGAGGUCGACGCCCGCUUCUCCUUCUCCACCGAGCAGUCUGUAAACAAGGCCCUCCGCAUCAUCGACCUCUACAAGGAGGCUGGCAUUGACAAGGAGCGCGUUCUCAUCAAGCUCGCCUCAACAUGGGAGGGCAUCAAGGCUGCUGAGAUCCUGCAGUCCAAGCACGGCAUCAACUGCAACCUUACCCUCAUGUUCUCUCAGGUUCAGGCCAUUGCUGCCGCCGAGGCCGGUGCCUACCUCAUCUCUCCUUUCGUUGGCCGUAUCCUCGACUGGUACAAGGCUGCUACCAAGAAGGAGUACACCAAGGAGGAGGACCCUGGUGUCAAGAGCGUCCAGCAAAUCUUCAACUACUACAAGAAGCACGGCUACAAGACCAUUGUCAUGGGUGCCUCUUUCCGCAGCAUUGGCGAGGUCACUGAACUCGCUGGCUGUGACUACCUGACCAUUGCCCCCAACCUGCUCGAGCAGCUCUACAACUCGGAGGAUGAGGUCCCCAAGAAGCUCAUUGCCGAGGAUGCUGGCAAGCUCGACAUUGAGAAGAAGAGCUACAUCAACGACGAGGCCGAGUUCCGCUUCUACUUCAACGAGGAUCAGAUGGCCGUCGAGAAGCUCCGUGAGGGUAUCUCGAAAUUCGCCGCUGACGCUGUUACUCUCAAGGACAUCCUCCGCGAGAAGAUCCAGGCGGCAUAA
Bipolaris oryzae ATCC 44560 is the source of this 978-nucleotide messenger RNA. RefSeq lists its product as uncharacterized. The transcript is spliced from 4 exons. The record is from RefSeq and is a predicted model, not a curated record. NCBI's taxonomy places the organism in Eukaryota, Fungi, Ascomycota, Dothideomycetes, Pleosporales, Pleosporaceae. The coding region runs from base 1 to 978 and encodes 325 amino acids. Gene Ontology annotation, biological process: pentose-phosphate shunt; carbohydrate metabolic process; pentose-phosphate shunt, non-oxidative branch. Gene Ontology annotation, cellular component: cytoplasm; intracellular anatomical structure. Gene Ontology annotation, molecular function: transaldolase activity.